AUCGAGAGCAACAAGAGCCCCCAGCAGCAGAACGAUGGAGAGAGGGAGUCCUGGGCGUGGGACGCCCCAGAACAGGGGCAUCGCAGGAGGCUCUCGGCUUGGAGGGGGAGGAGGUCAUCUGGUUCCCGGUGAGUGAGGGCAAAAGACUUGAAUCUCGUGCCAUUUGCAGUGUGGAUGUCGCACCUGUCAGAUGUGUCGCCGCCAGAGACGCCGCAACCGCCACAGGGAGGAGACCUCGGCUAUGUGGUCCCGACAGAGGGUGAGAUCCACGUGAGCAGGUCGUUCUGCAUGCAUCCCUCCCUCUUCCAUUGAUUGACGCCCAUGCAGGUCAGCUGGCGGCUUUGCAGCGUCUCAAGAUCUUCUUCGCCAACAACCCCGGCCUCGCGGACCACCACACCGAGAACGGCCGCCUCACCAUCCCUCUGGACGGAGAGGACGACCUCGCCCUCCAGUUCGACCGGCAGGCGCCCGUUGAAGACUACGUCGACAUGAAUGGGGAGAGGGUGGUAUUGUACGACAAUUCUUGUCCGUACAAGGCCCUCAACAACCUGCUCGGGUUGACGGGAGAGGACAGGCUGCCCAACCACCUCUUCCGGGACGAGCCCGGGCAGCAGAAGAAGGAGAUGGGCGAGUGCGGCGAGUACAUCAACCUCGCCACCGACCACCACGCCAUACGUCUGGCUCAGGUGCUAAGAGGGAGGGAUGUGUGGGUUUCUCGGGAUUCAUUCAUUGGGUCCCUCCAUGUGUCGUGUAUUUUGGUGCAGGUGAAUGGGGAUACCAUGGAGGAGCGCAUCUCGGUGCUGGGCAGCAUGUCGGCCGGGGAGGUGUGUGGGGUGCUGGCGACCACAGAAGUCGCCCUCAUGGGCAACGGCCGCCCCACCGAGACGCACAUCCAGGCCAUCCGACUGCUCGGCAACGGCGUGUGGGCGGACAUGGAGACCAUCACCGAGGUGGCCCCCCGGCAGGCCGUCAUGUCGAACCAGGACGUGGUCGAGCUGCUGAUGCGCGACCAGCCCCACCGGGAGGCCGUCCAGCAGCGCACCCCAUACGCGUACAUGUACUACGAUGUGCUCGUAGUCUUCCGGUCUGACGAGGCGCGGGACACGGCGGCCAACCCCCUGCCUGCACCCAACCCCAUCGCCAUGAUCGCUGACGACGGGCACGGCCACCAGGGGCAGCAGGGGGCGCAGGCUGCGGCGGCGUGGGCUGUAUUGCUGGUGUUGCUCAUGGCCAUCCAGGCAGCGGGUGGUCAGGGCGACGGCGGUGGUGCUGGUGCUGGUGCUGGAGGAAAGGGAGGCGGGAAAAGGAAGAGGGAAAACGACGAGGGCGGCGCACACGAUGGCGAGGCUGAUGACGACGAGCCGCUGGCGCAGCGCCGCAGGCGUCUCAAGCGCCGCGUGGCUCGCCCACAGCCGCACGACGGGUGAGUGAAUCCAUCCAUCCAUCCAUGCAUGCGGCAAUGGAUCCAUCCAUGCGUUCCUUCACGCACACAUCGCCUGUGUGAUGUUUAUGUCUGUUUUCUUUGUACAGGGUGCCCGAUGUAGAGAUGGCUGACGCACCGCAGCAGCAGCCCCCCUACUGGGAGCGACCCUUGGCCUAUCGCCAGGUCCAAGGGCUCUGGGCCGGCAGACUGCGGGCGCGCCGAUGAGUGUGUGAUCCGCACUCAGUCUGGCGAUCCCCACGCAUACUCUGAGACACAGACGGAGAGAGAGAGAGAGAGAGAGAGAGACAAGGGCUGAUCGGUCAGUCGGACGGACGGACGGAUAGAUGGACGGAUGGAUGGACGGAUGGAUGGACAGAUGGAAAGAUGGGUGGGUGCCACGUGGGUGUCGCGUCGGGGCUCGUGUUUUCUUUUGUCUGCUGGUUGUCGGUCGACUCACGGAUGGAUGUCUUACUUUUUUGCCAUCGUUGGGGUGUUUUCUUUGCCGCCAACAAUGGAUUACAUAUGUAUCAUGGUGCUGUGUUUCUUCUGACCCGUCCUCUUUCCUUCCGGUGUGUGCCUGUGUGUGCAGUAUUGGGUCGUCUUUCCCAUGUGCGUGCGGUGGCCGUUAUCUUUGUGGGGGAUUGCGGGAGUGAGGUGUGUGUGUGUGCACAGGCAGG
Molecule: messenger RNA, 2100 nt
Organism: Vitrella brassicaformis
Lineage: Eukaryota; Vitrellaceae
Source: the annotation of a GenBank genome assembly